Molecule: messenger RNA, 3012 nt
Organism: Phycomyces blakesleeanus NRRL 1555(-)
Lineage: Eukaryota; Fungi; Mucoromycota; Mucoromycetes; Mucorales; Phycomycetaceae
Exons: 12
Coding region: 1-3012 (1003 amino acids)
Biological process (GO): DNA replication; mitotic G2 DNA damage checkpoint signaling; regulation of DNA-templated DNA replication initiation
Cellular component (GO): nucleus
Molecular function (GO): chromatin binding
Source: RefSeq, a predicted model, not a curated record
AUGUCGAAUGAGAAUUCUUCCCGCGUCGUAUUUCUCAUCGACACUCAUGAUCCCUUGAUCGAUGCUUACAAAAUCAAGCAGAUCGCACUGCAGAUCCUAUUGUACUUUUAUGACCGUGUGGACAAGAAAGUAACCUGGGGAUACCGCUUCUUCAGUUCUGAAUCGGCGGCCACCGAACCCACCGAGUAUUCUUUGUAUUCAUUUAUGCCAGACAAUAUCAGAGCCUUUCAGGAAAAGUGUACUGAAGAACUACGACAAGAAACAAAACCCCCAGUGCCUUUCUCUCCUUCUUCGCCUUCUGCCUCUACUUCUACCGCUGCUGCUGCUACUGAUGAUAUCAGUAACAACCGCCAAACAACGUCAUAUUCUGUACUCCAGCAAACAAUGAUACAAAUCCUGAAAGAGUUUCAAUGGGCAAGUGGCAGCACUGGCUCGCAUCUGUCUACAAUCAACGGAUACCAAAAGGCUAACCCGACUUGCUUCCGGUCCAAUAAACCCGGACAAAAUGGAGGCUAUAUUAAAAACCAUGUGUACAUGAUCACCAAAUGUCCUGAUACUUAUGAAAGCAUGCUUCGGUAUGUUGGAUAUACCAACCUUGAGAACCUAGACACCACAGACGACCAGAAGAUAAGACAUCUAGCACACUCGAUUCAUUCUAUGGCUCAAGAUCUACAGAAAUCCUUGUUGAGAAGCUACAUCAAACGACAGAUAUCCUUCAACUGGAUCAAUACCUGUGAAGGAAAUGUGAAUGAUCUAAAAUACAAGUUAUGUAAAAACCAGAAAAGCAUUCCAUCCCUUGCCUACUCCUAUCCCUCCCUCUAUGUAACUGUUAUACCUGUAUCUAGCUUUCAAAAGCAGAUUUCUAAUGGCAUGAACAAGUUUCUCAAUCUGUUUGGUGGACACAUGAUUCCUUAUUACAUUGGACUCGCAAAUCAUGCGAAAUACGGGUGUUCGUUUGCUACCCUAUUUUCUUCCUACCACUCAUCUUACUUCCAAACCAAUGCCGCUGUCAAACAAAACGCAGUAAAGGCGACUACCGAGGGCCACACAUUGGAAGCCUACACUGCUUGUAUGCAAAACGGGAUCAAACGAGAACGUGGGUUUUGGGAAGGCGGUCUUCGUCUUGGGUACCGAUCUGAAAAUUUUCCAGACCGAGACUUGAAUGAGGUUUACAGAAUAAAGCUAAAAUCAUUUUUCCGAACAACGCAUGAAUUAUCUUUGGAGAAACGGACGAUAUCAUCUUCUAUCAAAGAUAUCUUUGCACGUGUGUCGACCUUGGAUACAAUAGCCAUGAUCCGUAACUCAGACAUUCAGAAACACUGGUUCAGGGAUAGGUUUGAAGAAGACAAGCGGCUAGAAUUCACAGUGACCUCAACAGACCACGAUCCAGCCGGGUUUAUGGACCUUGUUGAUUCAUUGCUGUCCACUCAUCAGGCACUUGUUGUCGAUCUACAGACCCACAGAGCAUUUCGAAAUAAUGGGAAAAACACACCGUCUUUGCAAGCACUUGUCAAGCCAUUAGCUCUUGGGCACAUGAAUGUGGUACUCUUGACAAGGCCGAUUAAAGAAGAAGAACUGUUGAGAUUGGAUUCAAUAUCGCGUUUAUCUAAUAAUGAUGACGAUAAUAACGGUGACGACAACGACAAUGAUGAUGAUGAUGAUGAUAAAAGUUAUAAUACCCACAAACCAGGCUUGGUCCAACUUGAUUUUGGAUCACUUCUUGAGUUGGAACCUCUUUCCAUGAUAUCAAUAGACAAAUACUGUCAAGGUGGAUCGAAUUUGCCGAGAAUAAUCUUACACCGGAAAAGAACUCAAGAAGAUCUAAAAACCGACAACACCUCCAAAAAGAAGGAAAUCCGAAUAAUACCAGUAACCGAUAAACCACUGGAAUCGCUUCCAAAAAAUAAGGGCGAAUUGUUUAGUGUGGUGAGGACACUUUAUCUUGAAGCUCUCUACCUUGGAAAGUGGACUCAUCGUGGACUAAUGAAAAGUCUAAUUGCAUGUGUUAAUGCGGCUACUGAUUUUACUGAUGUGUCGGAUAUUAUUAAUCUGCUCAGUUUGUGGACAAAGGGAUGGGUGGACAUUGACAUUCACCACAAAGAGAUUUCAAAGUACCUGAAUCGCAAAAGAGUCAACAUCAGUUACAAUGAGACUCGAUACAUAAAGAUCUGGAAACGAGCCCAGCUAUCAAAUACAACUUCUUCUCAAAAGGCAACACUAUUAAAAUGGUUAAAGAUGAGAGAAACAAAAUUGCAGAUAAUCCUUUACUUGACAAUAAUUUCUUUAAGAAAAUUAUCAAAAUCAAAGGAUCUUGUGAAUACUGACAAGAAAGACCAAUUUAAAAACCAAAACCAAAAAGAAGACGAAGAAGAAAUAGACGGUGUACAGAACUGGAGACCGAUGGAUCGUUACAGCAAAAUACCUGAAGAACUUGUAGAUAUAUUUUUCGAUAGAAUCCAGAUAUGGGAGAUAACAUCUUCAAUAUGUAACGAUUUGGAAGCUAUCAAUUCAGAAAGAGAAGGAUGUACACCAAUAAUGCGAAUAGAUCCGGCUGAUAUACAUCUAACCAAAUUCGUAGAAGAUGUUGCGGGUUGUUUCUCGGCAACCUUGCCAAACAUUGUAAAAAAUUAUCGAGAAAAAAUCAGUGACAAUGGAAAACAAAAUAAACGACUAGAAGCAUCCCAGCAAUUUUCUAUAUGUACAAAGAUUACCAACCCAUCGACAACUGUAAAUACCAAAGGUGGAUGGUUAAAUUAUGAAGGAAAACCAUUUGAUUAUCAUUCUGUAUCAGUAAUCGUAGUAGUAAAAUCAGUAGAAGUAGAAGUAGAAGUGGUGAGCUUAGAAAGAAGAUUGGAGAGAGCACGGAUAGAAGACAUGGAGGAUAGGGCAGAAUCUCCUAGGCUUCCAAAGAUGGCAAGGGUCGAUAGUGCUAUCUUGGCAGAUCGACUCUUUCAGGAUGAAAUGAUAAUCGACCGGAAUUUUCCAAAGUUUGGUGAAAAUUGUGAAAUUUGA